CACUUCGCGCACAUGUUUUUUGUAGUAGUGCAUUUUUCAAUGAAUUUAUGUGCGACAAAUACUACUCCAGAUCUUGAUACUAUCAAAGUAUGAAAGUAUACAGUUCGAAUUAUUUCAUCUUUUGUGUAUUUUAACUUUGUUAUUGUACUAUUAGUUUUUUGUAAGUGCUUUAAGAACCUAGAAAAUUGCCAGCGAUGCAAUGUAUCAAGUUUUCAUUAGUGGAUACCGUUUGGCCGAAGUGUCACACGGCAAGCCUUAUUAUGUUUACUGUAUUGAGGUUCUGGAGUCCGAAAGUGGUACCCGAUACUUUAUUGAGAGAAGAUACAGCGAAUUUAAUGCGCUACAUCGCACGCUGAAGAAAGAAAACGCGGAUGUUGCUCCGUUUCCGCCGAAGAAGGUAAGAAAUUCCCAACCGAAGGUGCUUGAGCAAAGGCGAGCAGCAUUGGAACUGUACAUCCAGAAAAUGUUAAGGCUCUCAGCCACCAAGCAACAGGUUCUCAAUUUUCUGGGUAUAGAAAGUCCAACACCCGGUGUGCCGUAUAAAAAUACGUACAAGAAUACGGAGGGUGGACAAUACGUCGACACCAGUGCUCUUGGCCAUCAACCUGUGCUAACUUUCCAUUGUGAUCCAUAUGUUCAGUCGAACAUUACUUCGAACAGUCUUCCAGAUAUCGUUAUCAGCGGAGUACUUUUGGGUGUAUACAAGUCCUGAGAAGCUUAUCCUAAGCUUGUUACAAUAUCUUUUACGAAAAGCAUAGAAAGGAUUACACGCUUCGUGAAAAGCUGCAGCUCUAUAUUAUUAUAAUUCGGAUGAAAAUUAGGAAGGCGGUUUUUGCUCGUUCAUCCUUAUCUCUCCAGAGAUAAAAAUAAAGCGCUUCCAUCCUGUAUAUAUAUAUAUGUAUAUAUAUAUGUAUAUUUAUAUAUAUAUAUACUAACGCUUCGUUAUCAGGAUACGCGACAAUGUGUAAUCUCUUUCGAAAUUCGAUUAUCGAAGAACGUAAGAGAGAGAGAAAAUCGAGCUUGCAUGUAGCGCGAUUGCGUUUGUAUUAAUGUAAAAAGACCGGAUUUAAAAAUAAGGAUUUUAUACACAUCUAUGUAAUUAAGGGACUUUACAGAAGAAAUAUAUGCUUUGAUAUAUUUGAAUCAUCGUCUCGUUUAUUUCAUCUCAUUAUUUUCAGAGUUUACAUUACUUGUGACAUUCAUCUUAAUUCUAUUUAACUUUAUCGUACUGGAUAUCUGGAUUGUAAAUGUAAAUGUAACUCAUAAGCGGAUCUCUUGCGGUAUUCUUUAUUCGCAUUAAUUCGUUUACUACCGUUUACAGUAGAUAUCACGGACACUCGAUAAAAAUCCAUCGUCGAUAUACCCGCUAGGUCAUUGCUAGAUGUAUCACGAUGGCAUUUCCUUCGCGUCGGGGACACAGCGUUUUUCUUUUCUCUACGAGAUGUUUGGCUUCGAGCAACGAUUAAUGUCGAACGAUUUUAUAAAUAUUACCGUGAAAAAAGGACAGGUUUCUUACUGUUUCCAGAUAACGAUAUGCGCUUCUCUUUUUUCCCCUUUAUCAAUUGUUUUCUUGUUGUUGCUGCUAUUGGUGAUAGGCGAUUACGCGAUAGAUUAGCGAGUGAUUCAUCUAGCGUCUGCUGGAUAGAAUUAUAGCCUCGAGGUUAAUUUGUUAUUAUCAUGAAAUCGGACCUAUCGAUUCCCUAUCCUUAAAUUUCUUCCUGUCGAACGCUAAAGAAGAGUAGACAGACGGGCAGAAGCAUGAAACGGGUGAAAACGGUGAAUUCAAGCGAUGUAAUUUGUUUGGUCCACUGGAUCGGGCGUGUUUGCGUUGCACUCGACGCGCAGUAUUCUCAUUCUCGAUGUAUGUACUCGGGCCUUUGCUGAAAAAUAGGAAAUCUCUGUUUCUUUCGAUUUCGCGGUCGCGAGGUUUCUUUCUCGCUUUCUGUUUUUUU
Molecule: messenger RNA, 1952 nt
Organism: Bombus pascuorum
Lineage: Eukaryota; Metazoa; Arthropoda; Insecta; Hymenoptera; Apidae
Product: sorting nexin-24-like
Exons: 3
Coding region: 200-712 (170 amino acids)
Molecular function (GO): phosphatidylinositol phosphate binding
Source: RefSeq, a predicted model, not a curated record